This is a messenger RNA of Saccostrea echinata, 1845 nucleotides long. RefSeq lists its product as uncharacterized. The record is from RefSeq and is a predicted model, not a curated record. Bases 1 to 1845 code for a protein of 614 amino acids. The transcript has 5 exons. Lineage: Eukaryota; Metazoa; Mollusca; Bivalvia; Ostreida; Ostreidae.
AUGACAACGCAGAGCGAGUGGUGGAAAACGAAAUCCUUACUACCAUUUUCGACACCCAUCACAAUUUUGAUUUGUGGUAGUACACAAAGCGGAAAGACACAUUUCACUAAACGAUUCUUGCAAAAUGCAGAUGGCAUGUUUUCCACUUCUGUAGAUAAAAUCAUCUAUGCUUAUUCUGAAUAUCAACCCAUGUUUGACGAAAUGAUGGCAGACAUACCGAGACUCAUUCUUCAUCAAGGAUUACCCUCCAAGGAAGAUAUAGAGCAGUAUACAGAGGGUGUAAACCACACGAUAGUGAAUUACCGUGAUUCCCGCCAGAUCAUCACCUUCGGGUCACAAAUAUUACCUGGAUGUGUACCAUUUUUCAAAGCAGCAUACGAACCUGCAACACGUCCAAAUUUUGGUUAUUUGCAUGUGUGUUUAGAACCUACCCAGAACAAAGAGUACCAACUGCGAUCUCACAUCUUGCCUGGAGAGGACAUGACAGAAAUGGCGAGAGAAGUGAUACUAGUGCCUAAAUUAAAAUACGAACAUCUCCUUAAAAAAAUCGAGGAUAAAGAGCCUGUUAAACCAGACACCGUGAAUGACGACAAGGAUCGAAAACAAAUGUCUGAAAAGACUUUAACCGAUACAACGAUGAGUGAAUCAAUCAAUGACACCUCAAAGACCGGGACUUGUUACAAAACUGGAUCUGAAGAGGGAGUCUCAUCUAAUAAUGUGGAGCAUUUCCCUGUUGAUAUAGAGGCUGAUGGAAGAAGAAUUAAAGUUCUUUUCCAAGGUGGAGGAGAUACCACAGAUCAAAUAGCGACCCCAAACAGGCCUCCAUGUUAUACUAGUGACCUCACAACUGAUCAAGCUGAUGUCAUACAGCUUCAGGUAGAAAACUACGCAAACCAACGGACCAACUGUGCAACUCAAACAGAUGCUGUUGUUGUCCUAACCAGUGAUAAAGACAUUAAAGCUGCAAAUGCCAGGACAAAUGUUUCCCUGACGAGGUCCAAAAUGGAAGUGUGGUCCACUCCCUCUGUAAAGGAAGAUUGCUGGGAAAAGUUGGACCUUAUUCAGCUGACCCAGGUGGAGACCAACAACAAGCUGAGCAGACUUCUUGAACUUUUUGAGCAUCCUCCACAAGACGUUAGUGGGCUCAGUGACUACUUAAAACAACUGACAACUCCAUGCCCUGGCUCAAGAUGCCCUCCUAGUAUAACAGCAGAGAGAUGUGCCAAUGAAACACAGAAGCAGAAAAGAAAGCCUCUCAGUGCAAUUGAGUUGUUUGAAAAAGAGAACUGUCAGCCAUGUGAAGGACCCCCUACUCCAGAUGAGUUGUUUUCAGACAGGCCUGUUGAGGAGGAUGUUGAGGUUGAGAGGGAUGAAGAAAACAAGGAAAAUGAGGAGGACAAGGAAAAUGAGAGAAAUCGUGUGGAUGUUGUGCCUCUCUCUGUAGGAAUUUCUACCACAGAUGUAGCUCCAGCAUAUACAUCGGUUAACAACACCAUAGUGCUGAAUUGUCCAUCAAAUGUAACAAUCAUUGAUGUGAGUUCACCAAAGGACAUUGUGCCUGGAAACUGUGAGUUUGUUGUGAACAAAGAACUUCAGCAGACAGCUAGAAGUUCAGCUUGUUCAGCUGGGAAUUUCCUGUGGACCAUGACAAAGGUUCUUUUCAACGAGGAGGAGUUGGCUCGAAACAUAAAUUUUUCCGGGCGAAAAGGAAAAGAAAAGAUGUCUCCUAGGAGAAGACACAGCCUUGUCCAUCUCUAUGUGGAGAACUACGACAGGAGAACAGAUGGUCUGAUGAAGGCAAUAAAUUCGGUUAACAACGGGUUGCUGCAGAAGAAGAAGAAGUAA